CGCCAAGGUCACCGCCGCGGUGCCACCAUGGAGGCCAAGGUCCGGCCGAGUCGGCGCUCGCGCGCGCAGCGGGACCGAGGCCGGCGCCGGGAGGCCGCCCGCGACGCCCGUGCGCAGAGUCCGUCUUCGGGCGAUGAGCCGGAGCCCAGCCCGGGCAAAGAAAAGGGGCUCCGCGGCGCGCCGCCCCCGCGCCCUGCGCCCCGCGCCGCGCGCCCCCCGCGGCGCCGUCGCCGCGAGUCCAGCUCGCAAGAGGAGGAGGUCAUCGACGGCUUCGCCAUCGCCAGCUUCAGCACGCUGGAGGCCCUGGAGAAGGACAUGGCCCUGAAACCACAUGAACGGAAGGAGAAAUGGGAACGUCGCCUCACCAAGAAGCCCCGGGAGUCAGAAAACUGCCCAUCUGCAGAGCCGAGUGAAAACAGGCAGCCCCUGGAGGUGGGCAACACUGGGCAGGACUUGGAGUCUGAGUGCGAGGAAGGCACCAGGGUUCCACUACAGCCCUCCAAGCAGAUGAAGGUUGCUGUGUCCAGAGGGGGUGACCGGAACAGUGACGACGAUAGUGUCCUCGAAGCCACCAGCUCCCGGCACAGCAGCUCCCGGGACCAGCUCAGUGAUAGCUCGGCACAGGCGGUUUCCGGGAGAGGCUACUCUUGUGACAGCGAGAGCGGCGUGGACGACAAGGCAUCUGUGGGCUCAGAGAAUCUCUUUGCUCCAGCAGCUGACAAAGGCCCCACUAGGGGUGAGAAGUCUGAGGCCAAGGCGGGGGCGGUGCCCAAGGUGUCAGGCCUGGAGCGCAGCCGUGAGCUCAGCACUGAUUCCUUCUUGCCGGCUCCUGCGCCCUCUGGGCCUCUGCCCAGUGCUCGAGCCAGCCCCCUGGUGAAGAGGGAAGUGCCAGCUGCACCCCACCACGCCCCUCAACCACAGCACGCAGCCCCACAGCCCCGUGGCUCACUCCCAACACACGUGCCUCCUUCCCUGGGCGCCUUCACAGGUCCCGGCCAGGUGGUGCCCAACGGCCUACACCUGCACGGCCUCAGCAGGAGCAGCAGCACGGGCAGCGGUGCCCCUCUGGGCCUGGCAAAGCACGUGUCACUGUCGCAGCACGGGCCCAGUCCCCACCUCUCUACCUCACACCUGGCGCUCCGGUCCCAGGUGCAGCACCAGCACCACGCAGCGGCCAUGUUCGCCGCCCCCCCAACACUGCCCCCACCCCCAGCGCUGCCUGCCAGCAGCCUGGUCAUCCCAGGACACCCCGCCGAUGCCCGUCUGUUGCUCUCAUUCAGCCAGCCAAUCAUGUAUCGCCAGCCUCACUCGGGGAUUCUGAUUGAUCGCGAGCUGCUCAGGCAAGAGCUGAACACGCGGUUUCUGGUGCAGAGCGCGGAGCGGCCUGGCGCCUCCCUGGGCCCGGGGGCUCUGCUGCGGGCCGAGUUCCACCAGCACCAGCACACACACCAACACACACACCAGCACACACACCAGCACCAACACACAUUCGCCCCCUUCCCGGGGCUGCCCCCGACGCCGCUCAUGCCGCCCGCCGCACCCCCGCCGUUUGACAAGUUCUCGCCCAAGCUGGACAGCCCCUACUUCCGACAUUCCAACACUUCAAACCCCAUCGAGGUAACAGGCCGGGCCAGUGCUGUUCACACCCUCCUGCAGAAAGCCCCUGGGGUGCCUGACCCGUACCGGACGGCAGUCAGGAAACCCGGGAAGUGGUGUGCUGUGCAUGUACAGAUCGCCUGGCAGAUCUACCACCACCAGCAGAAGAUGAAGAUGCAGCUGGAUCCUCACAAGCUGGAGGUGGGCGCCAAGCUGGAUCUGUUCAGCAGACCCCCAGCCCCAGGCGUGUUCUCGGGGUUCCACUACCCGCAGGACUUGGCUCGGCCCCUCUUCUCCAGCACAGGUGCCACCCAUCCGGCCACCAACCCAUUUGGACCCUCAGCCCAUCAUGGCAGCUUCCUGCCCACUGGUCACCUGACAGACCCGUUCAGCAGAUCGAGCACCUUCGGGGGCCUGGGGAGCCUGGGCAGCCACGCUUUCGGAGGUCUAGGCAGCCAUGCGCUAACUCCAGGGGGCAGCAUCUUUGCCCCCAAGGAGGGUUCCACACUGCAUGGCCUGCCCAGCCCCCACGAGGCCUGGAACCGGCUGCACCGGACACCACCCUCCUUCCCCACGCCACCCCCAUGGCCCAAGCCCGUGGAUGCCGACCGUGUCUCAGCCCUGACUAACCACGACCGGGAGCUGGAGAAGGGCAGGGAGGAACGCGAGCGGGACCUUCUGGAGAAGACGCGGCUGCUGAGCCGGGCCUCGCCCGCAGCCCCGCUGGGCCACCCUGUCGGCGGCCUCCUGCUGCGCAGCCAGGGCGAGCUGGGCCGACCCGGGGCCCCCGCGGAGCGCGAGGCUGAGCCCCGGGUCAAGGAGAGCCACUCGCCCGCCAGGGAGGACGGCGCCAAGCUGACCGCGCGCCCGCCGUCCUACAGCAAGGCGGCCCUGGGCGACUGCCUGCGCCUGGCGGGCCUGCUGGGCCGCGCAGCCGGGGAAGCCGCCGAGACGCCGCCCGAGCGGCCGCAGGGCGACGUGAAGGUCAAGGAGGAGCGCAGGGAAGAUGAGGCGCCCCCCGUGCCCCUGCAGCUGGGCCUGGGCCUGGGCCGUGAGCGCCUGGGCACGUCCGGCUUCGCGUGGGAGCCGCUGCGCGAGGCCUACCGGAGCCUGGAGCUCCCGCGCCGCGCCUUCCCCGCCACGCCGCCCGCGCCCGGCCGCCGCGCCCUUCGAGCCCGCGGAGCGCGCCUACCGUGACGCGAGCCGCACGACUACAGCCCCGAGCGCCUGCGGGAGGCGCGCCUGGAGGAGCUGGAGCGCGCGCGGCCCGGGCCGGGCCCGACGGGGGCCGCGCUGCUGCCCGCGCUGCACUUCCCGCGCCUCCCCGCCGCGCUGCACGGCGCGCUCCUGGCGCGGACCCCGCCCGCCGCCGCGGCCCUCGGCGCGCCCCCGCUGGUGGCCGCGCCCGGGGUCCCCACGCCGCCCGCGCGCCCCAGGACUACGCCGCUGGCGCUCGCGCCCGGGGAGGCGCGCGACUACUCGCCGCCGCGCAACCCGCAGCAGGUGGAGGCGCGGUAGGGCCGCGCUCUGCACGCGAGGACUGAGCACGGGCCCCGCCGCCUGGGGCCACACGGGAGCCUGCGCAGUCCGGACGUCCUGCCUUUCUGGGGCGAUCUUUUGUUUCGAGAUUAGGCCACUGCGGGAAACUCAACUUUGUACCUUUUCCCCACAGGUGAGAAGCGUUUUUAAUGGUUUUGUAUUUUUCUUAAUUUUGUGCUCUUUAGACAUUUAAAAGAACCAAAAAAGAACUUUUAGUUGGGAUUUGCAGUUCUACAGCCUCAGAUCCCUUUUGAGCCCUCGGGUCUCUUCGUCUUAUUUAUGGGAAGAAAACAGUCUUUCCGUCCAGCGCACUGUGAGGCUCCCACUGGGCCCGGCCCAGGUCCUCCCGUGGUACUUGGAACCGAAGUUACAGAUAUAUAUUAAAAUAAUAAUUAAUAAUAAUAAAACUCUGGGGGUUUUGCCUUAUUCUAUUAUGCAGAAGUGUAAGAGGAUUUUUUUUUUUUUUGGUUUGUGUUUUUUUUUUAAUGACAAGUGUAAAUAGUCUGUUAAUAUAAAUAUAAGACAUUAUUAAAUUCUUAACCUGGGUAGUCUUUAUAAAGUUUCCAGAAACCCCUCUGGUUAUUUAACAAGGUCACAGAACCCACUCGCUGUCAGUUGUAAACAGGCUCAGAAGUUGACUGUUGCAGUUACCCUUCAACUAUGCAACCCUUCGCCCAUCUGGGGGGAGAAGGUUCCGGAGUGACUUCAGCCCUUGCAGCACACAAGUGCAGGCUGCCCUGGGAGGGCCUUUGUCCUCCAGGUCCCGGCCCUGGGACCAGGGACUCUCCUAGGCAUCUCCUGCUCACAGUCACAGUGGGCUUCAGGAUUGGCUGGUUCUAGCCACAAGGACAAAUUUGUGAACCCUUGUGCUGCACUGAGUGCAGCAUUCUCUGAAUCUGUGUGCCAGACAAGUAGAAUAUUAGAAGCGCAAGAGUCUAAAAGUUGGGUUUACAAGAAAGAAAAAAAAAAAAAAAGCUCUCUCAAGCAUGUCUCAGUGCUGCCCCCACCUUCCAUGCUUCGGCAUGGCUCCCUCUGGCUUUGAUUCCGCUCCCACAGCCUCUCAAGCUCUCCAUGUGCUGUCAGCUUGGCCUCUUUGUUUUCCUGAUGUCCACUUUUGUCUGUGGGCUUCAGAGCCUGUCAAGUCAGCAUUGCCGUCUGCUGUUUCCAUUCUUGCUUUCAGCGCUGUGUUUCCACCGAGGACUCCGGUUAUUUUAAACAUUGUUUUCAUGUCAAUCAGUGAAGAUAAAUACAGCCUUGAUUUGGAUGAAAUGUGGUCCAGUGUCUUGUGUGGUUCUGAGGCAGGUGGCCAUCCUGCAGGCCUGGGUUGACACCCACACUACCUGCGUCCCAUCCCAGGGCCCAGGUCUGCAGAAGCCUGGACAUCACCCUGUUGGUCAGGCUUUGCUUUUCUUUUCUUUUUUCUUUCUUUUGGUGGGACUGGGCUUUGAACUCGGUUCAAAGCAGGUC
This is a messenger RNA of Castor canadensis (American beaver), 4602 nucleotides long. NCBI's taxonomy places the organism in Eukaryota, Metazoa, Chordata, Mammalia, Rodentia, Castoridae. The record is from RefSeq and is a predicted model, not a curated record.